Mercurialis annua (annual mercury) is the source of this 887-nucleotide messenger RNA. RefSeq names its product transmembrane emp24 domain-containing protein p24delta3-like. The transcript has 4 exons. Gene Ontology annotation, biological process: Golgi organization; intracellular protein transport; endoplasmic reticulum to Golgi vesicle-mediated transport. Lineage: Eukaryota; Viridiplantae; Streptophyta; Magnoliopsida; Malpighiales; Euphorbiaceae. Gene Ontology annotation, cellular component: endoplasmic reticulum; Golgi apparatus; COPII-coated ER to Golgi transport vesicle. The coding region runs from base 87 to 731 and encodes 214 amino acids. The record is from RefSeq and is a predicted model, not a curated record.
AACGGUGCGCAAAGAAGCUGAUUUUGUAACUAAAAACGGCAUUUUUCUUCAACUUCUCUUCAAACAGAAAAAAUUGGAAAACAGAAAUGGGGCAUGAUGCUAACAUGCGCAGGAGAGUAUUUUUGGCAUUGUUAUUAACGUUAUCGAUUAUCGGAGGUACUCAAGGGAUAUGGUUAACGUUGCCGGCGACCGGAACAAAGUGCGUGUCGGAGGAAUUACAUUCUAAUGUUGUCGUUUUGGCCGACUAUGUUGUCGUUGCUGAUGAUCAUGCUCUUAUCCCCACCAUUUCUAUCAAGGUUACUUCACCUUAUGGGAACAAUCUUCACAACAAGGAGAAUGUGACACACGGUCAAUUUGCAUUCACAACGAAUGAGGCUGGCAAUUAUCUGGCAUGUUUCUGGAUGGAAGGCCAACAUAAAGGGAAAGGAGAUAUAAGUGUUAACAUUGACUGGAAAACUGGAAUUGCAGCUAAGGAUUGGGAAUCGGUCGCAAGAAAAGAGAAGAUUGAGGGUGUUGAACUUGAGCUGAGGAAACUCGAAGGAGCAGUAGAGGCCAUCCAUGAGAAUUUACUCUAUCUCAAAAGCAGAGAAGCAGAAUUGAGGACUAUGAGCGAGUCGACAAAUGGUAGAGUUGCAUUGUUUAGUAUCAUGUCUUUAGGUGUCUGCAUUUCGGUCUCAGUUCUGCAGCUAUGGCACUUGAAGCGUUUCUUCCAAAAGAAGAAGCUUAUCUAGGCAGUGCUAAUAAAAUUAUGUUCUAGGAGAAGAGGAAAUUUUGGUAAUCCUCCGUUUUUCCUUCUAUCAUUUUCCUUGUAUGUUGCAGAAAAUUCUUGAUACCGUGAAUAGAGUUAUGUUUUCACUUUCACCGAAGAUGCAUUCAGGUUUCACUUU